Molecule: messenger RNA, 423 nt
Organism: Cooperia oncophora
Lineage: Eukaryota; Metazoa; Nematoda; Chromadorea; Rhabditida; Trichostrongylidae
Source: the annotation of a GenBank genome assembly
AUGGCAGAGGAAGAAGAAGGGAUGGAGGCGUUCGAUUUUGAUGAACGAGAUCUUGAAUUUGCGUUGAAUCCCGGUCGACGCCAUUAUCAAACCAAGAACCAGGCAACAUAUGGUAUCUGGGCGGAUCGGGAAAGCGAUGAGGAGGAGGCAUACGACAGGCCUUCAUUUGGGAAAAAGUCGAGGAAGGACUACUCAGCUCCGAUAAGUUUCGUAAGUGGAGGUAUAAAACAGGGGAGCAGUUUGGAUCCUCCGGAUAAGGUAAAAGAGGUGAAGGAGAAUGUGAGAGAUGACACUCCAAUAGAAAUAAUAUCAAGAAGAGAUAGAAAGAAGCAAAAGUCGGUUGGCGCCAACGUUUUUGCCGGUGAGGAGAUGGAAGCUUCACCUUUGUUUCAGUCGUUUGCUAACCGGCCUUUUUUCUUAUAG